This is a messenger RNA of Sebastes umbrosus (honeycomb rockfish), 1642 nucleotides long. Its product is annotated as noelin-like. The record is from RefSeq and is a predicted model, not a curated record. The transcript is spliced from 7 exons. NCBI's taxonomy places the organism in Eukaryota, Metazoa, Chordata, Actinopteri, Perciformes, Sebastidae. Gene Ontology annotation, biological process: signal transduction. The coding region runs from base 116 to 1477 and encodes 453 amino acids.
GAGGGACCAGAGAGAGGAGGGAGGGAGGAAGGAGGAAGAGCAGAGAGGAGCAGAGAGAGGGAUACACACCAGAUUAACAGAUAACCAGGCUAAGAGGUAACCGGGUUAACAGAAGAUGGAGUCGGAGGAGAAUCUGCUCAACGUUUUUCUGCUGCUGCUGAUGGGAUCACACUUCACUGUGGUUGGUCCUUCUGCCCCUGAGGAAGGCUGGCAGGUGUACAGUUCAGCUCAGGACUCUGAAGGUCGAUGUGUUUGUACGGUGGUCGCUCCCCAGCAGACGGUCUGCUCCAGAGACGCCCGAACCAAACAGCUCCGACAGCUGCUGGAGAAGAUUCAGACUAUGAGUCAGUCCAUCGAGGUCCUGGACCAUCGGACUCAGAGGGAUCUGCAGUAUGUGGAGAGGAUGGAAGUUCAGCUGAGAAUUCUGGAAACCCAAUUCAGACAGGCGGAAGCCGGACACGAGAGCAACAUCGCCAGACAGUACAAGUCCAUCAAAGCAAAGAUGGAGGAGUUACGGCCUCUGAUCCCAGUCCUGGAGUCCUACAAGGCGGACGCUCUGCUGGUCCGACAGUUUAAGGACGAGGCAGCAAAUGUGACAGAGCUGCUGGGAUCGCUGCAAGAAGAACUGGGAGGUCUGGACUACCAGGAGCUCCACAGCCGAGUGAUGAACCUAGAGGACGGGCUGAGGGCCUGCAUGCAGAGGCUGGCGUGUGGGAAGCUGACAGGAAUCUCUGAGCCAAUCACCAUCAAGACGUCUGGGUCACGGUUUGGAUCGUGGAUGACCGACCCGCUCGCAGCGGCAGGAGACAACAGAGUGUGGUACAUGGAUGGUUACCAUAACAACCGCUUUGUCAGGGAGUAUCAGUCAAUGUAUGACUUCAUGACGACAGAUAACUUCACGUCUCACCGCCUGCCUCACCCCUGGUCCGGUACUGGUCAGGUGGUUUAUAACGGAUCCAUUUACUUCAACAAGUUUCAGAGUCACACCAUCAUCAAGUUCGACUUCAGCACGUCGCUGAUCAGCCGCUCCCGGCAGCUGGACUUUGCCGGGUACAACAACAUGUACCAUUACUCCUGGGGGGGGCACUCGGACAUCGACCUCAUGGUGGAUGAGGGGGGGCUCUGGGCCGUCUACGCCACCAAUCAGAACGCUGGAAACAUUGUCCUCAGCCAGUUAAACCCAAACACUCUGCAGAUCAUCCGCAGCUGGACCACCAACCACCCGAAACGCAGCGCCGGCGAGGCGUUCAUGAUCUGUGGAACCAUGUAUGUUACUAACGGGUAUUCAGGUGGAACCAAAGUGUACUACGCCUACUCCACCAACUCCUCCACCUACGAGUACAUCGACAUUCCUCUCACCAAUAAAUACAGCCACCUGUCCAUGUUGGACUACAACCCCCGAGACAGAGCGCUGUACGCCUGGAACAACGGCCACCAAGUCCUUUAUAACGUUACUCUCUACCACAUUAUACAGUAACACUAAAGACUAAAUAAAGUCCUUUAUAACGUUACUCUCUACCACAUUAUACAGUAACACUAAAGACUAAAUAACGUCCUUUAUAACGUUACUCUCUACCACAUUAUACAGUAACACUAAAGACUAAAUAAAGUCCUUUAUAACGUUACUCUCUACCACAUUAUA